Molecule: messenger RNA, 1402 nt
Organism: Ornithodoros turicata
Lineage: Eukaryota; Metazoa; Arthropoda; Arachnida; Ixodida; Argasidae
Exons: 7
Coding region: 206-1231 (341 amino acids)
Source: RefSeq, a predicted model, not a curated record
AGUUAGGCGUUUUUGUAGCUAAUGACCUCUCUUCGGAUUAUGCGGUGUGGAAGUUGGAGGAUAUUGAAUACAAGUGUGUGUGCCUACCGAACGGGAUAAAUUCGUAUGCUGUGUUUCCUCUCCUACACACCUACAAGAAAGGAUCCACAGAGAAGUAGCUGCAUUCCGAGUGUUGCUUUUGUACAUAUGAUUACAAGGAAGGAAGAUGUUCAGCAUUGUACAUUUUGAUGAGAGGGACGAAGUUUCUGUUGUUCCAUCAACCUGGCUAAUGGGAAGAAACAAAGUUUUAUGGCCACCUUACAAGAACUCCAAGAAAGUAGCCGUCGCAAUUAAAGCAUGCGAAAAUCCAUCAAGCAAUUGGUCACAGCACAACUGCCGGGUACUUUAUGAAUGUGACACAUAUGAAACAGCAAGGCAGAAAGAGCAAAAAGCUGCCAUGACAUCAGAUUUGACAACUGAUGAUGACAUGUGUGAACCAAAAAGGAAGCGGUGGCGCCCACAGCGAUUUGAGUCCUCUGAUGAGGAGAGCGCAUCAAUCAUGGGGGAUUCUUCUUGUUUUGUAAACAAGCCAGAAGUGCCUGUUUCACGUUCGCAGGCAACACCACAGUGUAUUCGUCGCCCAAGGCCUCUCUGCUUGUCCGCUUCCCGCGUGCAAGGAGCAGUUUCAACCUCAGAGCCAUCGCCAAAAUCUUCUACUGUGUCUGCUGAAUCCCAGCAACAAGAAAUACAGAAGUCACGAAAAUCCACACCAGAGGAAAAAACAUUAAAAAUGUUGAAGGGAAUCAAAAUGCAGCUCUCAUCUCAAGCAGCGCUCUUGGAGAGACUCGAGAAGGCCAUCCUAACGUCUACCCCAACUGGGGCACCAGACCCACCACAAAAUGACAUCUUAGAGCAGCUCCCCUUAUCAGCUGUGGAGUGCCUAGAGAAGCUUGAAAGUGACCUGCACAACCCAAAGAACAGAACUGACCUUGGGUUAUACCUUUCAAGAAUUGGUGGAUCGUCGCCCCAGGACUGUUUACGGCACAUUAUGCGUCGCUGCAUGAAUGACAGCUUCGCUCAAGGGUUCUGCCUCACCGGCAGAAAAGGAAAACGCCCAUUUCUCGGACUGCGGCUGUUGGAAGUCAUUUAUGGUGCUGUGCGGAAAAGCUAUCCAGAAGUGACUGAUGCAACAUUACAAUCGUGCGUGGCAGACUGGCUCAGGUAUGCCCCUUCAAGGGUUAAGAAGAGCUGAUUGUCUCGUAAGAUACCGCCUCUCACAUAUAAUUCUUCUAUGAGACCAUAUACUUUCACUAAAGAGAUGUCUGUUUCUGUUGCAGGAACUUCACUGCAUGAAGUACAAAGCGUGUAAAGUUACUGUGAAGCAUAUAAAUUUUUUAUAUUAAAAAUAAAGUAUUGAACACCA